Messenger RNA from Zootoca vivipara (common lizard), 2053 nucleotides. RefSeq names its product nei like DNA glycosylase 2 (gene NEIL2). Gene Ontology annotation, cellular component: nucleus. Gene Ontology annotation, biological process: base-excision repair. Gene Ontology annotation, molecular function: DNA N-glycosylase activity; zinc ion binding; damaged DNA binding. The record is from RefSeq and is a predicted model, not a curated record. NCBI's taxonomy places the organism in Eukaryota, Metazoa, Chordata, Lepidosauria, Squamata, Lacertidae.
UCUCUUUAAAGGAGAACCAAGCACACAUUUCUUUAAACUACGCAGGGCAAGAACCAAGGCUUAAUCCUUCCCCAAAGUUCCCCUCGCACUACAGCUUAACUUGGCCCCUUUCAGCUUCAGGGACUUUCUUCCUCUCCUGCAGCGAUGCCUGAGGGCCCAACUGUGAAGCGGUUCCAGCUUCGGUGCUCCUCAUUUGUGGGGCAGGCCGUGACCAAAGUAGGGGGAAGCACGAAGCAGAUGAACCCGGAUGAUCUCAAGGGGCUGGUGCUGCAGGACACUAAGGUCCAUGGGAAGAAUUUGUUCCUGGCUUUUGGUGGAGUUCAGGAAGCAGCGGCCAGAAGCGAGAGCUCCUCUACAGAACCUUCCGAACCCGGGUCAAGCAGCCAAGGGAUAGGCCUUGGCAGAGGCAGUGCCAUUCUCCAGAGUUGGGAAGGAGGCAAGGCCGACUCUGGGGGUCCGUGGGGCCCCCUGCAGGAGGAGCACGAAGCUGAUUUGCCAUCAUUUAUGGACGACGCUGCCGGACCCCCUUGGAAAUGGCUUCGCUUCCACUUUUGGCUCUAUGGGAGCGUCCGUGCCAAUGAGUUUGCAAGGGCCAACAAGGCUAAUAAAAGAGGGGACUGGAAAGAUCCAGUUCCCAGGCUUGUUCUGCAUUUUGAUGGAGGGGGCUUCCUUGUCUUUUAUAACUGCCGGAUCCAUAGCUGUUCUUCUCCUACCGCUGAGCCGGCUACUGACAUCCUGAGCUUGGAGUUUGAUCAGGAACACGCUUUGGGGGCCCUGUGCAAAGCUGUACCUGUGUGCCACACCCUCCUGGACCAAAGAUAUUUCUCAGGGCUUGGGAACAUCAUUAAGAACGAGGCCCUGUACCUAGCGAAGAUCAACCCGCUCUCCCUCGGAUCCCUCCUCCCCCUCCCGGAACUCAGAUCCCUGCUUGACCAUGCUGUUCGCUUCACCUCGGAGUGGUUCCUCAACAAGCAGCAGAGAGGGAGGCAACACUGGAAGAUCUACCAGAAAGAGACAUGUCCUGAAGGGCACCAGGUGAGGAAAGAAGCCUUUGGUCCCCCGGAUGGACUGAAAAGACUUACUUGGUGGUGUCCUCAGUGCCAGCCUCAAGUUGCUCAGGAAGAGGCCGAGGACCUUUCUACUCGCAGCAGCUGAAGGGUUAAGCCUCUCUGCCCCCCCCCCGGUUGGAUUGUGCUAGGAUGCUAAAAUUUGAAGAGAGGGCAGGGCAGGGUGGGUGGGCACAUGCCCACGAUUGCUACGGAGAUGCCACCUUAACCCCAACCAUUUCCACCCUGGUUUUAAUACUGACGAGUACUUACCAAGCGGCUAGUCCUCAUUGUAUUGUGGCAUUCAUGUCCCCAGUCCCCACUUGGGUGAUGGUGGGGUAUAGAGACCCGCAGUGCAGUGUCAACUAGUGGCGGGGUCUGCGAAUGUCGCUUCGAAGACGAGGAGGGCUUGCCAAGCAGGAGGCCAUUUCUGCCAUCGCUAUCCCUGGCGACGUCGCCGUUCUUGAGUCCUGCUCACCUUGUUGUGCCAAGCCCUUUCUGUCCUCCCCAUCCGCCCCACAAUUCUCAUUGCAUUAUUAGGCACAAAUGUUGCGUUCCUAAGGGUUUGUAUCGGUAGUAGUAUUCAAACGGGCACAAGAACUUGGGUUCUGCUCUGAAUAAGGAUUAAAACUGGCUUUGCAAAAUUUUAGAGUUGGAUUUCAGCUUUCCGGUUUUUUCAACCAGUGCUGAAAAAAGCAGGCAGGCUCUUCCUGAGAAGAGAAAAGGCUGCAAACCCUUGGGCCACGUUAAGUGUGAGCCAGACCAAAGUGGUUAAAUGAAAGAUGUUGGGUUCAAAAAAAAUGAACACAGCUGUUGAACUCUGAGUUUCUCAGUCUUAAAUACAGAUUUUUUAGUUAGUGUAGCAGCCAAGGCUACAAUAGACAGCAGAUGUUUAGCAUUCUGCCGCUUUGGAGAAUGAGAGUCCCAUAUAGAUGUUGAGAAGUUCCUGGUUUCUGUAUUAAAGUUUUAUUUGUUCCUCAAAGGAAAUGUUUCUCGUGCGUGUUUCU